Messenger RNA from Ostreococcus lucimarinus CCE9901, 1389 nucleotides. RefSeq lists its product with no specific name. The transcript has a single exon. Gene Ontology annotation, cellular component: cytoplasm. The record is from RefSeq and is a predicted model, not a curated record. NCBI's taxonomy places the organism in Eukaryota, Viridiplantae, Chlorophyta, Mamiellophyceae, Mamiellales, Bathycoccaceae. The coding region runs from base 1 to 1389 and encodes 462 amino acids. Gene Ontology annotation, molecular function: ATP hydrolysis activity; ATP binding.
AUGUCGCGCGCGUCGUCGCGCGUCGCGCCGGCGCUGGCUCGGCGCGCGCGCGCGGCGACGCGCGACGCGCGGGGCGCGACGACGACGACGCGCGACGACGACGCGACGCGACGACGACGACGCGCGACGACGGAGGCGCGCGACGACGGGCAGCGACGCGCGCUGGACGCGCUGGAGCGGUUCUACGACGGCGCGCGCCUCGGGACGCGCGCGGGGCGAGGGGUGUACCUGCACGGAGGCGUCGGGCGAGGGAAGACGGCGCUCGCGGACGCGACGAGCGAGGACGCGAGAGAAAAGGGCGGACUCGAGGUCGAGCGAACGCAUUUUCACGCGUUCAUGGCGAGGAUACAUCGAGCGCUGCACGAGAGCGCGAUGAAGGCGCGCGGCGAGGGCGGGGGGGGGGCGGAUGAUCCGCUGUGGACGCUGGGGAAAAACAUGGCGACGAAGACGCGGCAACACGUGCUGUGCCUGGACGAGAUGGAGAUCAGCGACGUGGCGGACGCGAUGGUGAUCGAGAGGUUGAUGCGAUCGUACUUCGCGCACGGCGGAGCGCUGGUGACGACGUCGAAUUGCGCGCCGGAAAGAUUGUAUUACGGUGGGAUUAAUCGAGCGGCGUUCGCGGGAUUCGCGGACGGGUUGCGAGCGCGGUGCGAAGUGGUGGAUUUGGACGCGCGCGAGAGCGUGGAUUAUCGUCGGCGCGCGCGCGAUGAAGACGUGGAGGAUGGAGUGAUCUUCGUCGGCGAUGACGACGCGACGCGUGAGCGACUGUCGCGCGCGUGGGAUCGUUUCACGCGAGACGCCGAAGGCGAACGCGAAGUCGACGCCGACGUCGGCCGUCUGCGCGCGAAGGCUCGCGUGGGCGCGCACGCGAGGUUCACGUUCGAUGAUAUUUGCGGGCGGCGAUCGCGCGCGGCGCCGAGCGAUUACGUCGCGCUCGCCGAGCGAUUCAAAGUGAUUUGCGUGGAGGACGUCCCGAGACUGCCCGUCGACGCGAGCGAAAACGAAGCGCGGCGGUUCAUCAACCUCAUCGACGUCUUAUACGAGCAUCGCGUCGUGCUCCUGGCGAAUCUAUGGACGUCCCCCGACGAUCUCUUCGACGUCGUCGACGGCGCCGUCGACGAUUCCGACGCGUUCCGCGAGCUCGCGCCUCGCGAACGCACGCGAAUCGAAAACGCGUUUCAGAGCACGCUUUCCGUCACCCGGGACGGCGGCAGCAGCGGUCGCUCGACGACGAUGCUCGCUCCCGAGCUCGAGUGGUCCGCCACCGGUCGCGUCGGCGCCUCGUUAGCGCACGUCUCCGGCGUCAAUUUCACGCUCGCCGCGAGUCCGCGCGCCGCGUCUCGCUUGCACCACAUGCGCUCGAGCGCGUAUUUCAAUACUUCUCCCUAG